CGCGGUGCACAGCCUUGGCUUUGGUGUGCAGCCUUUUGAGGUGCUUGGUUCUAGAGGCUUCAUGCCUGUGCUCUCCAGGUGUGAGCAUGCCCUGGGGUGCUGUACCCACCCACCAGGGGGCUGACCCACCACCGUGCAGCCUCAUGCACAAGCUCUUAGCUUUUCAGUUUGCACCUGGGGCUUUUUCAGCUCGUUUCUGCUUUCCUUGGGGGCUCCUUUAGACCUAUGGCUAGUUAGAGGUCUCUUAUUUUAUUUUCAAACGUUUAGGGAUUCUCCAGUUAGCCUUUUGUUAUUGAUUUCUGGCUUUUGAUACAGAGAACAGAACAUUUCUGUCAUUGAAUUCUUACCAACACCCCCGUGGGGGAGACACCCUUUAUUAAUUUGCUUUUGCAGAGCAGGGAAACACUGCUGGUCAUAGCUCCUGGAGGGCCCAGGACUGGCUGUUCUGGAAGCGCGAUGGCAGCCUCCAUCCACCCAGGGUCAGAGGUCCGAGAGCCUACAGGCGGGGAGCCUGUCAGGCAAGAGGCAGCUGCCAUGGGAAGGUGGGGCUGGGAGCCCUGCUCAGGACCAUCCUGGCCUUUCCCUAGCAAUUGCCUCAGCCUGGCAGCCAACAACUUGGACCAACCGGCCCAGCUGCGCCAGUGAGGCCUUGGCCUGGGGGUUUCCUGGCAGACCCUGGUCUGGAGGCCUGCUAUCCUGGCUAUUGGGUGCAGCUCUGAUGGCAGAAACAGCCCUUCUGAAACUGGUUUGCGGGGCCAUGAUGAGUGGCCUGGGAGCCUGCUGUCACAGUCCCGAGUGUCCUAGUAAAGAGGUUGCUAAGUGGAGACACUCCCAGGAAGGGAUAGGGUGUGCAGUGUAGCAGGGGCCGGUGGCCAUGUGGGGCAAGCACGGACAGGCCACAGUGGGGUCUCCAGCCACAUGCCUUCUGGACGCUACACCAGCCCUCAUGUGAUCAAGGCCCGGCUGGCCUACUGUGUGUGUGGGCAUCUGGCUGAAAUCCCAGAGUUAGGCCUGAAGCCCUGGGAUCUCCUGCACUUUGCAGAGGGCCCACGCUGCAGGUUCCCAGCCAGCCCCUGGUGGAGAAGCCUCCAGAAGCCUGCGUUCAGGCCAGAGCGGACUAGACAGUGCAUUGGCCUCAUCCAGCUCCGGGGAGGGUCCUUGCUCACACUUCCACUUAGUGGAUGCCAGGGGUGGGCCUCCAGGCCUCUGAGCAGGACUUCCACUUCCCUCUGCCCCGCCUCUUGGGCCCUGCCAGGCGGGCGAAUCAGAAGGCAGGCCCAAGGACCCACUCCCUCUGGGAGGACCUUCCCGGCUCUGUGGAGCUGAGCAGCACCAUCAGGAAGUGCACAGCUUUUCCUCCUGAGCUCCACUGGGCUGCCAGCAGCACCUCCUGUUCAUCGGAUCAGGCCAGCCUGGGCUGACCAGUGUCCACUGCACAGGUGCCUCUCGAGGACCCUGAGCAUGCAACUGUCCCUGCCAGCUGCUCUCCCACCAAUCGCAGCGGUGGCCGCCACCAUGUCAGACUAUGAGAACGAAGACCAGUGCUGGAGUACCCUGGAGAGCUUCCGAGUGAAGCUCAUCUCCGUCAUCGACCCCUCGCGCAUCACGCCCUACCUGAGGCAAUGCAAGGUGCUGAACCCCGAUGAUGAGGAGCAGGUGCUCAGUGACCCCAACCUGGUCAUCCGCAAGCGGAAAGUGGGAGUGCUCCUGGACAUCCUGCAGCGGACCGGUCACAAGGGCUAUGUGGCCUUCCUUGAGAGCCUGGAGCUGUACUACCCCCAGCUCUACAAGAAGGUCACGGGCAAGGAGCCCACCCGCGUCUUCUCCAUGAUCAUCGACGCAUCCGGGGAGUCAGGCCUGACGCAGCUGCUGAUGAGCGAGGUGCUGAAGCUGCAGAGGAAGGUACAGGAUCUGAGCCAGCUGCUCAGCUCCAAGGACGACCUCAUCAAGGAGCUGCGGGUGAAGGACAGCCUGCUUCGCAAGCACCAGGAGCGCGUGCAGCGGCUCAAGGAGGAGUGCGAAGCUGGCAGCCACGAGCUCAAGCGCUGCAAGGACGAGAACUAUGACCUGGCCAUGCGCUUGGCCCGCCAGAUUGAGGAGAAGGGGGCUGCGCUCAUGCGCAGCCGCGACCUGCAGCUGGAGAUUGAGCGGCUCAAGCACAGCCUCAUGAAGGCAGAAGACGACUGCAGGGUGGAGCGCAGGCACACGCUGAAGCUCAGGCAUGCCAUGGAGCAGCGGCCCAGCCAGGAGCUGCUGUGGGAGCUGCAGCAGGAGAAGACGUUGUUGCAGGCCCGCGUACAGGAGCUGGAGGCCACAGUGCAGGAGGGGAAACCAGACAGGAGCAGCCCCUACAUCCAGGUGCUGGAGGAGGACUGGCGGCAGGCACUGCGCGGCCAGCAGGAGCAAGCCAGUACCAUCCUCUCUCUGCGCAAGGACCUGCGGCAGGGGGAGGCCCUGCGUGCCCGGUGCAUGGAGGAGAAGGAGAUGUUCGAGCUGCAGUGCCUAGCCCUACGGAAGGACUCCAAGAUGUACAAGGACCGCAUCGAGGCCAUCCUGCAGCAGAUGGAGGAGGUUGCCAUCGAGAGGGACCAGGCCAUUGCCACACGGGAGGAGCUGCAUGCACAGCACUCGCGGAGCCUGCAGGAGAAGGACACGUUGCGGAAGCAGGUCCGGGAGCUGGCAGAGAAGGCAGACGAGCUGCAGCUGCAACUGUUCCAGCGCGAGGGCCAGCUGCUAGCUCUGGAGGGCAGGCUCAAGCGGCAGCAGCUGGACAUGCUCGUGCUGAGCUCUGACCUGGAUGACAGCUCACCCAGGAACUCUCAGGAGCUCUCGCUCCCCCUGGACCUGGAAGCCGUCCAGCUCUCGGACAAAGGAGGCCUGGCCAACAAGGACAGCCCACAGCAAUCGUUUGUGGCCCUGCAGGAGGAGCAGCUUCCACUGACCACCAACGGCGCAGGCCUGAGCGGCGGGGAGCCCCCAGAGAAGGAGCGGAGACGCCUCAAGGAGAGCUUCGAGAACUACCGCAGGAAGCGCGCCCUCCGGAAGAUGCAGCACUGCUCGAGGCAGGGCGAGGUGGACUGGGAGAACACCACGGGCAGCGACAACACGGACACCGAGGGCUCCUAGCCGGCCCUGGCGCGCCGGCGGGCGUGCUCGGUGUGCGCGGGGCGGACGCGGGCAGCAGUGUCAGAAAUGCAUAAUAAACCACCGCGGUCCCGCCAC
Canis lupus familiaris (dog) is the source of this 3222-nucleotide messenger RNA. It is a transcript of the gene CARD9, whose product is annotated as caspase recruitment domain family member 9. Bases 1462 to 3126 code for a protein of 554 amino acids. Gene Ontology annotation, biological process: regulation of apoptotic process; positive regulation of canonical NF-kappaB signal transduction. The record is from RefSeq and is a predicted model, not a curated record. Lineage: Eukaryota; Metazoa; Chordata; Mammalia; Carnivora; Canidae. The transcript is spliced from 13 exons.